Ruditapes philippinarum (Manila clam) is the source of this 4125-nucleotide messenger RNA. Its product is annotated as slit homolog 2 protein-like. The transcript has 2 exons. Lineage: Eukaryota; Metazoa; Mollusca; Bivalvia; Venerida; Veneridae. The coding region runs from base 136 to 2535 and encodes 799 amino acids. The record is from RefSeq and is a predicted model, not a curated record. Gene Ontology annotation, molecular function: protein binding.
CUAAAGGUAAAUACCUAAAUGGAUUAAUAAUGCCAUGAAGUGAAAUAUUUGAAAUUCAAAUUUUUAAAUGGAUUACAGAUUGUUAUUAUUUAUAAAUUUAAACAAGAUCAACAAAACAAGUUAAGGUCAUGAAAUAUGGAGAAUAUUAUGAGAACUGUUUCUAUGGUGAUGUUACUGUCAACAGCAGUGAUUUCUCAGUCAUGUACAUCUCCAACAACUAGAUGUGACUGUUUCCAGAUAGAUGGGAAAACCAUAAUAAACUGUAGAUAUAAAAACUUAACAGCUAUACCAACAUUUAACAACACAAAUCAAGUGUAUGAUGAAAUCAGAUUUUCUUCAUCUGAAGAAACUGGAACAUGCCAACCAUUAACUGGUUGUAACAAUAUUCGACAGAUAGGUGCUAAUGCCUUUGCUAACUUGAAAGUAAAGAAAAUAGAUCUGUUAAACAAUCCAGUUACCUCGAUUGACAAUUAUGCAUUUGAAGGUUUAGCACCAGAAAUAGAAUCAAUAUCAUUAGAAGGAGAUGGGUCAAAUGGAAUGCCUGCCCAAGCUCUUGCUGCUCUUGAUGAACACCUUAAAACUCUACAUCUUGAAAACUAUGGUGAUACAUCCAUUGAGGCACCAAUUGUUUUUCCAUUCCCAAAUCUAGAAUCUUUGACAAUCAAAAAAUGGAAAAACCUUAAAUCUAUCAACGCAGAUAUCUUCAACGUUAUGAGAAAUUUGAAGGAACUCAAGUUAAUAUCAUUAAGAAACAUAGCUACUUUACCAGUGCCAGCUAUUCAAAAGUUUUUGAAUUUAACCUCAUUAGAUAUAAUGGAUAUUGGUAUAACAUCUAUAGAUGGAGAUUCUUUCACACCAAUGUCACUACUCAAGGACAUUAAAAUACGCAACAAUAUACAUCUGAACACAAUUGAUCAAAGAACGUUUAGUGGAGUAACAGACAGUGUGGAAUUCCUGGAAAUAGAUAAUAACAAUCUAAAUGAUAAACUAAGCCUUGAAUUUCUAAGAAAUGAAAACUGGACUGUUUUAAGUCACUUAAAUAUUGGAUAUAACUUUAAUUUAAGAGAUCUUCCAAGUGAAAUAUUUAGCAAAACACCAGCUUUAGCAUAUUUACAGUGCCAAGACAUUGGACUGACAAGUAUCAACAAAGAUAUGUUUUCUGGUCUUGUAAGUCUUCAUACACUUGAUCUGGCUUAUAAUAACAUAAGAACUGUUACACCACAAACAUUCAAAAACUCUCCAUCUUUGGUUGAACUUCGACUUCAUGAUCAGCACACUAUUGAUUAUCUAGAUAUCCAGAAUAAUGCAUUUAGUGGAAUAGAAACAUCUUUAGAGAUGCUUAGUCUCCAAAACAACAAACUUAAUGUUUCUCAAUUCUGGAUGGAUUUAUCAACACUUACGAAUUUGUUAGUUCUUGAAGUAGACAACACUGGUAUUGAAAAUAUACCUGAUAGAGCAUUCAGAAACAAUGUGAAACUAACAAAUUUACAUAUUGCUGACAAUAAGAUUACCUCUUUAAAACAAGAGACAUUUUUUGGUCCAAGAGACACUCUUCAGACUAUUAAUAUAAAUAGAAACAAAAUACAAACUGUUGAUCAAUGUACAUUGAGUGACUUUCCAGUCAGACCUAAGCUGACUUUGGUUGGAAACCCUUUAAAUUGUAAUUGUGAUUUAGCCUGGCUGUAUGAUUGGUUUAAAUUACAGAGUAACCAAGAAACAGUUGCCCGUCAGGAAAUAGGUCAAUGUGCAUCUCCAGAUUCAUUGACAAAUAAAUACUUUACAGAAUUUAAUAAAAAUGAAAUGUGUCCCACUGGAGCAACCAUCAGAAACUGUACACAUUUAUACCUGACAACAACACCAAUUCCUAAUACACCACCUCUUCCAGAAUUUGAAAUUCUUAUAAAUAAUAGGGCAUCAACUUUCAUUGAAGUGACAUGGGUAAUAAAUGACAGGACUCAUGUUACUGGUUUAAAACUAGAAAUGAUAUCAAAUUACCAAGCACCUAAAGAAGCUUACUCCGGUCUUGAUGCCAAAUCACACACAUUCUACCAAUUACGUGAAAACACUACUUUCACUUUUUGCCUUGUGCUUAAAAUUGAAAAUGAAUAUAGAGACACUCAACCAAAAUGCAAGGCAACAACAACUCUUCCACCCCUAACUGACACACCAUCUUCAACCACCACAGUGGCACCAGAGAAAAUCUCUUGGCUUGGUGUUAUAAUUGGUACAACUGUUGGAGGAGUUGUACUUGUUGUGCUUAUCAUAGCAAUUCUCUUUAAUCUUCUCGGCAGCAACAAAGCAAAUAAACAAAAAGCUUUGACUGAACCUGGCAAAAUCUCUAUGAAGGCUGAUGUUCCUCAUGCAGGUGGUACAACUGAAUAUUUUGCUAAGAAAAUUGAGGAGGGUGCAUCUCCUAAUGAUACAAGUGUAACUGUAAUCUCAAAUGGAGAUAUCAACAAUCAAAGCAGAAUUUCUGCUGGCAGUUACCAAGCUUUAAAUGAGAAAGGAGUGGAUAGUAGACCUAUGCCGUCCUAAGUUUGAUACUGACAAAGGUUAAGUUUUAAUUGUUCUACAGGCACAGCUGAGAUUGUGAAAUCCUACAUGUGUCAUAUUCAAUCAGUGCCAACUUGUGUUUUACUUGUGUUAUAAAUCUAUAUUAUGAUUUUGGAUACACAUACUUCAAAAUAAUGUAGACACUUCAAUUUUAUUAUCCAAAGAUAUGGUGCUGCAGAGGACAAUGAAAGCCUCAAGAUAUGAUAAAUGUUGGCCUUUAAAGCACGACAAAGCAUAUAUCUUAUGAUAUAAAAUAUACAUUUUCAUUAUGAGAGUUAUAAAUCGGACACAUUUAAAUGUGCAAACAACUGCAGUGUGUAUUACAAGUAUUGAAAACGUUAUACAUGCAAGGAAGCUUUCAAAGACUUAAAUUUUAAAUAGCAAUUGCAAGUUGAUACACUUUUAUAUACUGAAUAUUAAAUAAUCAAAUGUAGCUGGUUAUGAUAACAUCUGUGAUACUUUUAACAUAUCAGAAAAUUAUUUUACAUAUACAAUGUAUAUAGUUUAUCAGACUGAGUUAUGUUGGUGCUGCUUGCAUAAAAUCCUUGUAUAUAUUACUUUUACAUCUCAUGGAAACGUGUAUCAUAUAUCAUAGAACUAUUUUUAGACAUGUAUUCUGCUACCAAAGACCAAAGCAAUUUAUCAAAAAUUAUUCUAUAAAUACUUAUUACAUAUUUACAACACUACUACUGGUUAAUUUAACCACUGAAAUCCUGUGCAUGCACAAUGAUGAAAUGAACUAUUGACCUGUCAACAGUUUUAACUCUUGAACCCCUUUUGACGUCAUCGGGUUUUUCUGCUUACGCCGCCCGCCACUUCUCGGACAUCAAACGUCCCUCAGAUCAAUGCAGGGUAGUGGUUCGUCUGUAGGAUUCAGUUGUAAAUAAUUCAAACAGUUGUAAAAAUGUUCUCAGUAUGUUGUUGCAAUAUAUAUUGUAGUUUCAUUGCAAAGUAUUUGGUGAUAAAACAGGUAUUUCAUGGGUGUUACUGGUACAGUAAACUGUUGUCCCUAGGUAUCAGGGAUAACAAUUGGAACUGUUGCCGAAGGCCUCUGGUAACAAUUCCAAAUGUCAUCCCUGAUACCGAGGGACAACAGUUUUGACUGUUCCACGAACAACUAUGAAAUAACUGUAUAAUGACUGAAUCUGAUGCAUAUCCUCCUAGGUCUAGAAAAAGAUGUAAGCUUGAAUAUGUCACAUGGUGUUAACAAAUACAGAAAUUUUCUUAGUCUUUUUCAUCCUGGUAUUAAAUAAUAUAAGUAAAAUUAUCUUCAAUAAUUUUCAGAGUCACAAAAAUCUAUUGUUAACAAAUUUGAAUUGAAUAUAUUUUGAAUGACUAAAAUGCUGGUAUCAAGUAUGUCUGUCUAGGAUAUAACCUACAAGCUAGCUUACUGUUUAACCAGAUAUAAUAUUUGUAUAAAAGUAGCUUGAAAAGAUUUUGUCAUACAUGUAAAAUUUCAUGCAAAGAUUUCUUGUGUUAUAUAGCUAUAAUGUAUGUGCUAAACAGUUUUGUAUUAUAUAUCAAAUUACCGGUAAAUUUUGAGAAAAAAAUUAUAUUAUUAUCAGUCUUUAC